AUGACUUUAAGCACCGUUAUUUGCAUUGGUAUGGCUGGGUCCGGUAAGACCACAUUUAUGCAAAGACUAAAUUCACAUUUACGUUCUAAGGAGCAACCACCUUAUGUGAUUAAUUUAGAUCCUGCUGUUUUGAAUGUUCCAUAUGGUGCCAAUAUUGAUAUCAGAGACUCUAUCAAGUACAAGAAGGUUAUGGAAAAUUACCAAUUAGGGCCUAACGGUGCCAUUGUGACUAGUUUGAAUCUUUUCAGUACAAAGAUCGAUCAAGUCAUUGGUUUGGUAGAAAAGAAACAAGAUGGUCAUACACAUUGUAUAAUAGAUACUCCAGGUCAAAUUGAAUGUUUCGUAUGGUCAGCCUCAGGUGCUAUCAUUACCGAAUCAUUUGCGUCAACUUUCCCUACUGUCAUUGCUUAUAUAGUUGAUACGCCAAGAAAUUCUUCGCCGACUACUUUCAUGAGUAAUAUGUUGUAUGCGUGUUCUAUCCUUUACAAGACUAAAUUACCAAUGAUUAUAGUGUUCAACAAGACUGAUGUUAAGAAAGAAGAUUUUGCCAAAGAGUGGAUGACCGAUUUUGAAGCAUUCCAAAGUGCCGUAAGAGAGGAUCAAGAAUUGAAUGGUGAUCUCGGAAUGGGUUCUGGUUAUAUGAGUUCUUUGAUCAACUCUAUGUCUUUGAUGUUGGAAGAGUUUUAUUCCCAAUUGGAUAUGGUUGGUGUUUCCAGUUACACAGGUGAUGGGUUCGAUCAAUUUUUAGAUGCAGUUGACGAUAAAGUAAAAGAAUAUGAUGAAUUUUAUAAAGCUGAAAGAGAUAGAAUCGUUAAGGAAAAAGAAGAGAAGGAACAAAAACGUAAAGAAAAAUCAUUAAAUGGGUUAAUGAAGGAUCUUGGUCUUAAUGAAGCCAAGAAAAAUGAUGGUCAUGAAAGUGACGAUAGUAUAGAGGUCAUUAGUGAUUUAGAAGAAGGUGAAAACGAUGGUAUACUCGAAAGAGAUGAAGAUGAAGGUGUUGAACGAGAAUACACAUUUGCUGGUGAUGAGAGAAUGACAGGUGAAGUUAACGAGGAUAAAACACCAGAUUUACAAAAAAGAUAUGCCGAAGCAUUGGCGGCCACCGCAAAGAGUCCAAGCAGUGAAACUGCAGAGAACAUAGCUCGUUACAUUAGGGAGUGA
This is a messenger RNA of Maudiozyma saulgeensis, 1161 nucleotides long. The record is from the annotation of a GenBank genome assembly. NCBI's taxonomy places the organism in Eukaryota, Fungi, Ascomycota, Saccharomycetes, Saccharomycetales, Saccharomycetaceae.